Molecule: messenger RNA, 1492 nt
Organism: Meira miltonrushii
Lineage: Eukaryota; Fungi; Basidiomycota; Exobasidiomycetes; Exobasidiales; Brachybasidiaceae
Exons: 1
Coding region: 100-1188 (362 amino acids)
Biological process (GO): protein phosphorylation; stress-activated MAPK cascade; cellular response to oxidative stress
Cellular component (GO): nucleus; cytoplasm
Molecular function (GO): MAP kinase activity; ATP binding
Source: RefSeq, a predicted model, not a curated record
CUUUGACUGUGAAUAUCAUCGGAGGAAGCAACACUGAUAAUCACACCAACCCCAAACAACAAGCAUUCAGGUCAUACACGAUAACAACACUCAUCAAAAAUGGCAUCUGCAGAUUUUGCUCGUUUGAGCAUUUUCGGUACAGUGUUUGAAGUUACGACAAGAUAUGUUGAUCUUCAGCCUGUAGGUAUGGGAGCUUUUGGAUUGGUAUGUUCGGCAAAAGAUCAAUUGACUGGCACAUCAGUCGCAAUCAAAAAGAUUAUGAAGCCUUUCAGUACUCCUGUCUUAUCCAAGAGAACCUAUCGUGAACUCAAAUUGUUGAAGCAUAUUCGACAUGAAAACAUCAUCUCGCUUUCGGAUAUUUUCAUCUCUCCACUGGAAGAUAUUUAUUUUGUCACAGAAUUAUUGGGUACCGAUUUGCAUCGAUUAUUGACAAGCAGACCUUUGGAAAAGCAAUUCAUCCAAUACUUCUUGUACCAAAUACUACGAGGACUCAAAUACGUUCAUUCCGCUGGUGUCGUUCAUCGUGAUUUGAAACCAUCAAAUAUCUUGGUGAAUGAAAACUGCGAUUUGAAAAUUUGCGAUUUCGGUUUGGCACGUAUUCAAGACCCUCAGAUGACAGGAUACGUCAGCACACGGUAUUACCGAGCACCAGAAAUUAUGCUCACAUGGCAAAAGUACGAUGUUGCGGUAGAUGUUUGGAGCGCAGGAUGCAUCUUUGCUGAAAUGCUAGAAGGAAGACCUCUCUUCCCAGGAAAGGAUCACGUUAAUCAAUUCUCCAUUAUCACAGAAUUGCUCGGUACACCUCCAGAUGAGGUUAUACAAACGAUCUGCAGCGAAAAUACUCUACGAUUCGUUCAAUCUUUACCCAAAAGACAACGUGUUCCAUUCUCACAAAAGUUCAAAAAUCAAGAUCCACAAGCAUUGGAUUUACUAGAGAAGAUGCUCGUGUUUGACCCACGAACAAGAAUCACUGCAGCACAGGCGUUAUCUCAUCCAUACCUUGCGCCUUACCACGACCCUACCGAUGAACCUGAAGCUGAAGAAGCAUUCGAUUGGAGUUUCAAUGAUGCCGAUUUGCCUGUUGAUACAUGGAAGGUGAUGAUGUACAGCGAAAUUCUUGAUUUCCAUAACAUCGAUGAUGCUCAAGGACAAAGUGCAGGACCCGUUCCUCCUCAAGCAAACGCAUAGAAAUCUUUCACUUUUGACUAAAAUUUAUCAUUCUUUUCAAGUCUCUUUCCCUACACCAGCAAGUCUCUGUAAUGUAUUCGCCCAACCCUCACCAUGCUCUCUACAUCUCCAGGAAUGUGCAUUUACCUAUUUGACAUGUGCACGUCAACGGUGGUUUGCAGGAUGGAUUUCUCCUAUGCUCAACAGCUCGAACCAAUUCACGCUCGCAUUCGAUCUGUCGGACUCAAUGGACUCGAAGCAAUCUAUCAAGCAUCUCGCUUGCAACUGCACAUCUCUUUUUGGUCUAUUGCACAAUUCCAAAACU